AUGUCCAGCCAAGACUCUUCCUCGUCACCCGCAUCCAGUACUGUCGACAUAAACUGGGAAAGUCCACCUCAGCACACACUUACACCCAACGAGGGCGCCACUGAGUUACCAUCUCAGCAGAAUGACGGUAGCCAAGAUGUAGUUUCAGAGGCUGUUGAGCUUGAGGCGGAUUCCAAUGCUGAGCACUUGACUUCUAACCUUGAACCGGCCCAACCGAAAUCACAUACGACUUCAACCACCCCCACUACCCCCACUUGUGAUCCUGCCCUGCCAAUUGACCAUAACGGCUCUACUCAGACGGGAAAUCGCUUGUUUCGUAUCCAUCAAUUCAAACUAAACGAAUUUGACCGCCUACGACCGAAGCUCGAGCAAGCCACAAAGGACGACAAAGAGCGCAAAACGGUCAAGCUCCAGGACGACGCUGACGACUUUUAUAACCUUUUACUUGUACUCUACUCUUCAGUAUACGAUCUCCGUUUUUUUAGCAGUGAAAUCCUCAAAUCAACCCUCAAACUUGCAACCAAGUACGCCCACCCUACUCUUCGCGCGUUUGCCAUCAACGAACUCGAGAAACACGAAUUGGAACCCAUUGAUCGAUUUGAACUCUCUCGUCACUGUGGUGUUGCCGAAUGGAUGCCCAAGGCAAUUGACGAUCUAUGUUGGCGAGAAGAGCCGAUCACUGUAGCCGAAGCAAGGAUUCUGGGCCCUGAAAAGCUUGUUGAAAUAGCUACUAGGCGUGAGGGAAUCAAGUUUGAGAGGGGGUCGCGCGUCAACAUUAGCGGUGGGUUGUCAAGACAAACAAUUGAAAAUAAACCCGAACUACCGCCAGCAAUUCAACCUAUAUCGCAAGACCUCGGGGGCAUUCUUGUGGCCGGUAGUAGCCUUCUGGAGGCGACCUCGCAGGUUGCACAUUCUACGUCCCAAGAAAGUCACCACACAACCAGUCCCCCCAUUGAUAAUACUUCAACAAUUCCUUUAUCUGGCAAGGUAUCAAGUGACACUCCUAAAACGCGGUCCACUGCCACCGCUCCAGAGUUCACUGGGUUUAGUCCUGGACCCUUUUCAUUUGCGUUUGAUGCCAAAGGCUCUGUAUCUAAGGCCUCAGGUCCAGCCAGACAAAUCAAGAACCUUCGAAUGGAUAGAAAGGGCCGUGCUGAUUGA
This is a messenger RNA of Rhizoctonia solani, 1161 nucleotides long. RefSeq lists its product as uncharacterized. Lineage: Eukaryota; Fungi; Basidiomycota; Agaricomycetes; Cantharellales; Ceratobasidiaceae. The transcript is spliced from 4 exons. The record is from RefSeq and is a predicted model, not a curated record. The coding region runs from base 1 to 1161 and encodes 386 amino acids.